This is a messenger RNA of Athalia rosae (coleseed sawfly), 1168 nucleotides long. RefSeq lists its product as uncharacterized. The coding region runs from base 676 to 1011 and encodes 111 amino acids. NCBI's taxonomy places the organism in Eukaryota, Metazoa, Arthropoda, Insecta, Hymenoptera, Athaliidae. The transcript has 2 exons. The record is from RefSeq and is a predicted model, not a curated record.
ACCUAUACCUGCCUUUCACCUAUAUUUAUCCAAGAAAUGAUUUUACUGACGAAAACCCCGAUUCAUACUUGCGCCGGCGCACCGAGAAUUCGAUCUCACUCAUAUCUCACAUUCAUUGCCGUGGUAUCUCGUUCGAAAACUUACUGUGAACCUGUUGUGUGUAUAGGAAUAUGAAGGCUGCCCAAGCCCCGGCCGAAGCCGUGAUUUAUUUAAAUUUUGAGAAAAAGUGUGUUUGUUAUGAGAACGAAAUUUAAAAAAUAUUUAUGAUAUUUAGAUGAUUUUAAAGAAGUUACUCUUGGCAAUUGAAAUUAUUUAAUAUAUUGAUGAAUUCAAUAAAAUUAAUUGAAAAAUAUCAUCAGCAAAGGAAUGAAUUUAAUUAAUCUCACAUCUAUUUAGUAAGCAAGAAAAAGUUAAGGGCUGAAAAUUGUGUGUAAGGGAAGAAAAUUCCUGAAAUGAUUAGACAUCCUGUUAUAGUUCUAGUGAAUUUACUUAUCGGUACCUAAAGACGGGUUCAAGUUUGAUCAAAAUUGAGUUGAAAGAAUUGAAAUUUUAAACAUGCAAAUAGAUAAGAAAAUAUAGAGAUCAAAUUCAAAAUUGAUUCAGCUGAUGGCUGAUCAUUAAAUUGAGACUAAAUGAAGUCUGACUUUUCGCGGAAGCUAUCCAAGUCAAUUCCUGAUGUACCUGAAAAAGCUGAAUCUAUGGGUGCAGGUGCGCUACGCUCAACAACAACCAACCCUACAUUUACCUGAUCCAAUGAAAUUAAAAUUCAGGGUACCGCCACGCCAUGUAACAAACUGGGAAGGGAGAUUUAAAAAUGUAAAAAAAUACAACGACUCCAACGCCAGCGUACACCAUCGCGUGAGCUGGCAGAGAAGUAGAGGAACUUUAACUGCACUCACCAUCGCUGCCAGUACCAAGACCGGACCCGAGCCGGUUCCCAGAUCUCGGGGGUCUUGGAUAUUACCCGGAUGUCUCUGCCUCCCUGAUGGCUACAGCUGUGUAGUUGGCUGAACCGUUGUGCGUUGAAUGUAGUCAGUGUGAUAUGAUGAGACUUUGAUGGGAUGCUUCCAUGAAGAAUGAAUAAUGAUGCUGUCAGAAUUAAAAGAAAAAACAUGAAUAACGAGAAGUAGAGAUUUGUGAAUUGAAAGAAAUAAAUAGUUGUGAAAAA